Molecule: messenger RNA, 2786 nt
Organism: Aegilops tauschii subsp. strangulata
Lineage: Eukaryota; Viridiplantae; Streptophyta; Magnoliopsida; Poales; Poaceae
Source: RefSeq, a predicted model, not a curated record
UCUUUUUUCAUGAUACGGUGUUUUAGUUGGCUUUUCUUGGCAGGGUGAUUCUAUGGUAUCUGCUAAUCAAACAAUACUUAUGUGAGAAGUUUCUUGCGUUGAUGAUUGUAUAUACUCUCUUCGUCCCAAAAUUCUUGUCUUAAAUUUGUCUAGAUACGGAUGUAUCUAAUACUAAAACGUGACUUGAUACAUCUGUAUUUAGACAAAUCUAAGACAAGAAUUUUAGAACGGAGGGAAUACUAUAUUGAUGCUACAAUGUCAUAUGUGGACGCUUCAUUUUUUGAUGGUGGGAGGGUGGACAGGACUGCUGUGUUUUUACAAAUUGUUUGUUGCCGAUUAAUUGAGAAAUCGGUGACCCAGUAAAAAUAGUGAAUCAAAUUCAAAAUUGAAUAUCUAUAGUGAAUGAGAGAGCUUGUUAAGAAAUGGUUGACCCGGUCAAAAUCAGGAACUAAAUCUAAAGCUGAACGAUUCACUUGAAUGGGAGAGAUGCAAAAUUAGGAAACAUAGUAAAUUAAAAAUAGUUAACCCCGUCAAAAUCAUGAAUCAGAUCAAAAUUGAAUGGCUCAAUUAAAUGGGAGAGCCCCAAAAUUAGGGAGCAUGGUGAUUUGAUGAUUUUUAUAUUUCGAAAAUGAUUUGUUGUACUGUAUUUGAAUAUGAAAAAAGCAGUUUUUUGCAUGUUUUGUGCGCUAUAUAUUACUACGUAGUAACAGCACUGCAUGGAUAAGGAUAGUGGCCUAAUCACCGGAGCCAUCGGAUAUCAAGCAAUCAAGUGCGCCGGACGUCCGGGUUAGUAACUGCACUGCAUGGAUAUAUAUUUUUUUCAUAUAUUUUUGAUGCGUUUCUUUCCGUAUAUACACCUCGGGCGGCUGGGCCAAACAUACAUAAGCCGAUCCAUUCCCACAACCCUAGCACCCACCGAGACGAGCGACAUGUCGGGCAGGAAGGUUCCCCGUCUCGCCGCGCCGCCGACGACUCCGCAGGCCCAGCUGGCUGGCUUGUACCAAGACGACGAGCCGUUGGGGCCUCUGGUCGGCCGGAUCGCCGGCGCCAUCCAUUUCCGCCAAGCGACGUCACUCACCAAGGCUCUCCAUCUCGCCGCGCCGCCGCCGACCCCGUACGCCCAGGCCCAGGUCGGCGCGUACCAUGACGACGAGCCGCUGGAGCAUCCUGCUGCCGCCGGGGCGCAGGCGCAGGCGCCGGCAGAUGACGGCGGGCUGGUCCUCAAGACGCAGUGCGAGUUCCCGGCCCUCGGGAGGGGCGCGUCCCGGGACAAGUUCGCGGUGCUCGUGCACGUCAGGGCGCCGGCCGACGUGGCGCGCGCGCCGCUCGACCUCGUCACCGUGCUCGACGUCAGCGGCAGCAUGGACGGCCAGAAGAUGGAGCUGCUGAAGCAGGCCACGGGAUUCGUCGUCGACCAGCUCGGCCCCGACGACCGCCUCUCCAUGGUGUACUUCUCCGGGGAGGCGACCCGGCUGAUCCCUCUCACGCGCAUGACGGUCGCGGGCAAGGCCCGGGCCAAGCUGGCCGUGGAGGGCAUGGUCGUCCGAUGGACGGGCACCAACAUCGGCGAGGGCUUCCGCGUGGGCGCCCAAUCGUUCAUGCCACCCCCCAAUCGCACCGCCCAGGAUUACAUGACGCUCGUGCCGCCUUUGUUCACGCACGCCGGCACCCGGCCUGGGCCGAUCCACACGUUCGGCUUCGGCGCCGACAACGACGCCCUGGCCAUGCACACCAUCGCGGAGGCGACGGGCGGCACCUUCUCCUUCAUCGAGAACCAGGCGGCGAUCCAGGACUCGUUCGCGCAGUGCAUCGGCGGGCUGCUCUCGGUCGCCGUGCAGGAGGCGCCCAUCGCCGUGACGUGCCUGCACCGGGGCGUGCGCGUCCAGGAGAUCAAGUCCGGCAGCUACGGCAACCACGUGGGCGCCGAUGGCCGUGCCGCCUCCAUCGACGUGGGCGAGCUCUACGACGAUGAGGAGAGGCGCUUCUUGGUGCUGGUGCACGUGCCGAAAGCCCGGCCCGUGGAGUCGGUCACCCGGUUGGUCAAGGUGAGCUGCACCUACAAGGUCGCCGCGACAGGGCAGGCGGCCCACGCCGCGGCACCGGCGGCGGUGAUCCAGAGGCUGCUGGAGCUGGAGCUGACCGAAACGCACCCUCCGUCCAUUGACGUGGAGCGGGAGCGCGUCCGGCUUGCCGCGACGCAGGACAUCGCGGCCGCACGGGCGGCCGCCGAGGGGGGACAGCACCCCGGCGCCGCCCGGAUCCUGGAUUCCCGGCUGAAGGCCGUGGAGCGGUCGGCGCCGGGGGCGGCCGGCGACCCGACGUGCGAGGCGAUCAAGGAGGAGCUGCGCGACCUGAGCGCGUGCGUGGGCAGCCUGCGGGAGUACCGGAAGACGGGGCGCGCGCGGCUGCUGGCCGGCAUGAGCUCGCACGCGCAGCAGCGCGCGUCGGCGUCCACGAGCACCAGUGCUCGGGCCUACCUGACCCCCAAGAUGGAGGAGAUGGUGGAGGCGUCGCGGAAGCAAAGCAGGAAGCGUGGCGGCAGCCAGCAGCCGUGGAGCCAGCUUAAACAGAUCAAGCACGACCUGACCUGAGCGCGGAUUUCUGAUCGAAACAGGGCGGGUUGAUUUUGGCUUUUUAUUCGGGAAGUCUUUAGCUACUUUUACGAGUGAUUGUUGGUAGUGCCCUCUUUGAACUUGUUGUUUACAAGUUUUUUUUACCUCAAAGAAACUUGUUAUUCUGAACCUUCGUCUACACGUUUACAAAUUCUACUGCUGUUUCUGUUUGCA